CUACAACAUUCUCUCACACAAACACACAUCUCCACUCAGAGACAGAGCAACACAACAUUAGCCAUUUUCUCUAAAUAUCAGGAUAUACACUGCCUCUUACACACGCAAAGUUACACACAUAUAUGCUUCCUCAUUCUCCUCAUGGCUUGUCGGAUGCAACAGCCAACCUGGAGCAGACAUUGGAGAAUCAUCCAACGUUUCUACCAGAUGACCCUCUUUCUCUCCCUCCUGUGCCCAUCCACUAAAUCUGUUCCCUGGGAAAAUGACUUCAGCAACAGCCCAGGAGAGGACUGUGAGGGUUUCCAGGUGGAUGUAUGUGGUGUUUGUGCAGGAGAUGGGAGAUCCUGUGAGCUGUUCAGUGGGACACUCUUUCUUUCUGUGCUCUCUGUUGGCUACCACAAGAUCCUGAACAUUCCCUCUGGAGCUCAACGAAUCAAAAUACAGGAAACACAGAAGACUAGGAACUAUUUAGCUCUCAGGACAGCAACUGGUAAAUCCGUGAUAAAUGGUGACUGGGUGAUUGGCUGGCCAGGACAGUUCUACUCUGCGGGUACUGAAUUCACAUACAAACGGCCCAAUGAAAUACGUAGCAGAGUGGGGGAAUCCAUCACUGCCCCUGGUCCAACCAAUCAGGAGCUGCAUUUGUUUGUCAUAUACCAACAGCCAGAUCCAACAGUGUAUUAUGAGUACAUUCUACCCAGAGACCCCAUCAUCAACACACAUUCAGAAACAUAUUCUUACUCUAGUGUACUUCCUCUGGUAGAGAGCCAUGGGCUGUUUCCUAGCCCUGAGAUUAGUAACAAUGAAAACUCAAUGGGCGGCCUUCACCCUAACCAAGUUCCAUCGGACCCUAUGACCUCUGAGACACUCCCUCUGUACAGUUGGGUUGCCAUGACAAAAACUCCCUGCAGUGUUACCUGUGGAACAGGCAGUCGUCAGGUUCUGUUCAGCUGUAUAGAAAGGGCCACUCAAUCUACCGUAACAGGGGAUCUCUGCAGCCACACACUCCAUCCCGGCUCCCAGGUAGAAGACUGUCAACCACAACCUUGCCCAGCCUUCUGGGAUGUUGGGGAGUGGUCCGAAUGCAGUAAGACCUGUGGUCCAGGUUUCCAGUUUCGUCAGGUGAUAUGCCGGCAGACGCAGGGAUACCAUGGCAAUAGCACGGUCGUUGUGGUGACCAGCCUCUGCGAUAAUACAGAAAUGCCCGAGACAACCACUGUGUGCCAGCUGAAGAUCUGCAGCGAGUGGCAGAUUCGCUCAGAGUGGACAGAGUGCUCUGUGCCAUGUGGAGUGGGUCAGCGCAGCAGAGAAGUUGUUUGUGUGGAUAACCUAGGUGACAUUGUUUCUGAUAUGGAAUGCAAUAUGGCCCUUCGCCCACAGGACCUGCAGAACUGUGACAAGGGAGUGUGUGCCAGCAGCUGGUUCUACUCUCUCUGGAGUGAUAGGUGUUCUGCAGACUGCGCAGACGGCAGUCGCAGUCGGUCAGUGGUGUGUAGGAUGAGUCAUACCAACUCUCUGCCACUGGACAACUGCGAUGAUAAGGAGAAACCAGACGAGCUCAUGCCGUGUGACCUGGGCCCCUGCACAGACCAACUGGAAUGGUACACAGGACCGUGGGGACAGUGCUCAUCUGAAUGUGGCAAUGGCACCCAGAGUCGAGGUGUGGUGUGUGUUCUUCAAAGCAAUGACCAAUUAGGAGUUACCUCAAAUUAUAAUUGCUCUCAUCUGCCCCGCCCUCCAAGUAAACAGACCUGCCAUUUGAAAAGCUGUGGUGCACAAUGGUACAUGACAGCUUGGAGCUCAUGUUCUCGUUCUUGUGAAGGAGGCUUUCGAGUGAGGGAGGUACGCUGUUUGCGAGAUGACCAGACAAGUAGCGAUGACUGUGACCCUGCACUUGAACCCGUAAAACGAGAAGAGUGUAAUACACAAAACUGCACGCCACAUAUUGAUGAAUCCUGCAAGGAUUUGUACUAUAACUGCGUGGUGGUGGUCCAGGCCCGUUUAUGUGUGUAUUCGUACUAUCGCACCACAUGUUGUGCAUCAUGCUCUCGGGUUGUUCAUUGAGAUAAACACCAUAGAAUCUGAUGAUCCAGUCUCUUUGUCCUUGGGAUAAGACAUCACUGCCUCCUUCUCCCUGAACUGUGAUGUCCUUGUCUCUUUGAAGUCAGGAGUCAUGACAUCAUUCCCAACCUGUUUUCAGCUGAAUCUAACCCUGAGAUGACAUCACCGCUCACCUCCUCUCUGACUCAAAGAGCAAAGAACACUUGUACGCAUUCUUUAUAAAAUACAAAGUGAGAAUGCUCCAUGAGAAAUUUUAUAUUUAUUACAAAUAAAAACUGAGCCUCUUUUAUUCCAUUUACCAUGUUCAUUAAUGUCUAAAAAUAAACAAUAAGAUAAUUAAUACCUUCAAAAUUAAAUUUAUAUGACUAGGUAAGUAAUGGUAGUAGAGCGAGAACAUAUACACUAGGGUUGGGCGAUGUCCCCUAAAUUGGCAGUUGACGAUGUUGACAGUAAAACAUCGCGAUGGACGAUGAUAUCGCGAUUUAAUAUAAUUUCAUAUAAUUUUCAAAAAUUAUAAUUUCGUUAUUUUACUAACCCAACUAAUGACUCGGCGCUUUAUCAGUAGGUUGCACGACACGUGAAGCAUUUUUUUUUUUUUUAGCUUUCACUUAAAGAGUUGUGCACUUUUUAUUUUAAUAUAUCUCUUUACAUAAAUACUAUUUUCCACUUAAAAAACUAUAAUUUCGUUAUUUUACUCACUGAUGAGCAAAAGGUCGAGGCUGCAGGAAAUGGCCAUUGAUGGGGAAGAGGACCCGCUGACUUGGUGGAAAACGAACGACAAAAGGUUUCCGUUCAUGGCAAGAUUAGCACGGAAAUAUCUGUGCAUAUGUGCUACCAGUACUCCAUCAGAGCGGGUCUUCAGCACAGCGGGUAGUGUAGUUACUCCAAUCCGCAGCUUAUUAAAACCAGAUAAAGUGAAUAUGUUGGUAUU
Molecule: messenger RNA, 2992 nt
Organism: Xyrauchen texanus (razorback sucker)
Lineage: Eukaryota; Metazoa; Chordata; Actinopteri; Cypriniformes; Catostomidae
Gene: adamtsl7
Product: ADAMTS-like 7
Exons: 12
Coding region: 142-2064 (640 amino acids)
Biological process (GO): extracellular matrix organization
Cellular component (GO): extracellular matrix
Molecular function (GO): metalloendopeptidase activity
Source: RefSeq, a predicted model, not a curated record